This is a messenger RNA of Entrophospora sp. SA101, 1221 nucleotides long. The record is from the annotation of a GenBank genome assembly. NCBI's taxonomy places the organism in Eukaryota, Fungi, Glomeromycota, Glomeromycetes, Entrophosporales, Entrophosporaceae.
AUGGGAAAUUCAAAUGGCAAAGAUAAAAGUGAAGAAAUAGUUGAUGGUGGUCAACUCGUACCACAUGGCUUAUAUAAAGGACCACAGGAUUGGGAUACCAAAAGUGUUCGUAAAUUCAUCAUAGAACGGAAGUUAGCACCCUUCUAUAAAGGAUUAUCAGACUAUGAUGAUAAUUGGGAUGAUGUCACUCUGACAACGCAUAAUCUCCCAAAAAAUGGUGAGAUAAAAAAAACCAUCACUGCAUUAGGAGCCAAAGAGUUAAAACGAACAGGUACUCUAAACUCGACAGGAACUAAUAAAGGAAAAGAAAUUAAUUCAAUGAAAACAUUAGAAACUCAAUUAUAUAAAGGUGCUGUAGAGUGUCCAAUAUGUUUUUUGUAUUACCCUCAAAAUAUCAAUCAUUCUAGAUGCUGCGAUCAACCAAUUUGCACAGAGUGUUUUGUUCAAAUAAAGAGGCCAGAAAAUGGUACAUUAGGUGCUAAUAAUUCUCCAGCGGUGUGUCCAUUUUGUGUUGAACCUAAUUUUGGUGUAUGUUAUAAACCACCACCUUUUAGUAAUGGCAUAGGCAGCGAAAAUGUGACUUUACAUACUACCAUACAGAACAAUAAUAGUUCACCUUCUUUAUCAUCUACAAAUACUUCAUUCAAUACAUCAUCAUCUGAUUCUAAAUCAAGAAGAAAAAGUGUUAGUCAUAAAGAUCCAGAGGUUGUUACUAGUGACCAAAUUAGGCCAGAUUGGGCAACUCGUGUAGUACUCCAAUCUGCACGUCAACCAUUAAGUCCACGAAGACUUCAAAACUUAAAUUCGCCAGGGAAUCCAAGGCGUUUUGUACCUCGUCCUAACCCUCCUACUACCAUCGUACCACCUUCUGCUUCUACCAAUUCACGACGUAAUUUAACCCCAGAUGCAGAUUAUAGUCGAUACCUUGCAGCCAUGAGAAUGGGAACUGAUUUAGAGGAAUUAAUGGUUAUGGAGGCUAUUAGAUUAAGUUUGGUAGAACAAGAGGUUGCGCAACGAAGAGAACGUGAGGAAAGAGAUAGGUCAAACAAUAAUUCACAAGAAAUUUCAACACCAAUAACGACAGGCACAGAAGAUGAAACAAUAACGAGUACAUCAGCACAAUUAUCACCUCGAGAAGAAAUAAGAUUAAUAAAUAGAAAUGACGAUCAAGAGAUUUCACCACCACCGCCUUUAAUUACCGCCAGUGAAAAUGAUGGUUAG